CCGAGUCAGUACGUUCUCCGCACUUUUCCUCGCGGUCCGAAAAACCGGUCUUCUCAGUUGAUUUUUCGCGGGGUCGCACACCCCGCUUUCCAAAAACUCGAAACGGGGCCGAAAACUGGCGUGCGCAGCGACGGAGUUUCUCCCCUUUUCCGACAGCGGGAGGGGUUGAGCAACCGUUUCUGGCAAAGAAAAGAGCGAAAAGAACUGGGAAAAGAACGCAGGCCCUCGCUUCGCUUACGACAAUUCACUUGACGUGCGCGCAAAACCCCCCGCCCAGUUUUCUUCGCGAUUUUCAUGGAACCGAAAGUGCUCACAGCGGGGGGAGGGGCGAGAGGCAGGGUGCGCGCGCACCUCUCUCCGCCGUCAGAAACUGGGUCGCGACAGUGCUCUCGGUGCAGGAGCAAAGCGCCAACGAGCGAUCAACAGAAACCAGAAACUGCAGAAACACGUAGCCUGCUUUCUCCUGCUUGGCCAGAGAGGCGAAACGAGCUGCAGGUUUCAAAACAGCAGACGAGAGAAGAGAAACAGCAACACUCACAGCGGACUUCGUCGCGUUUCAGCCCAGCACGCGCGCGCGCGCCAGAAGCUGCUGCCCUCCCCAGGCGCCAAAACGAAACUAUUUCCUACGAAACCCGCGACCCGGGAGUUUUCGGGUAGACGUAAGCAGCAGAACCACGGAAGCCAGUGAGUGGAAACCGUGGCGAGGGACGCGGGUUUGGAAGAAACCGCAACGAUUUGGACGGGCGUGUCCGUCAAAAAACUCACAAAGUCGAAAAAACCAGAUCAGCAUACAACAAAAAGUCACGGAUUUCCUACAGGAAUGGAAGCCUUGGCUGGGAAUUGUCGACGUAGCCUACAGCUCGCGAUUUUCUGUGUCUCUGGUUCUCUUCCGGAGAAAAGCCUCCGUCGCGCGACACCCAGGACAGCCCAUCAGAACACGCUGGCGUGUCUCUUUCCUUAGGCAGGCUACGCACGGAACCCGCCGUUUCCGCGUUCCUCUCCGGAAAUGGAAGAGAAACAGACCGACACACGCGUCUCCGAAGUAGUUCGCCCUCAGUGCGUUUUCAUACCGGCCCCGGCCCGUCGAUCAUCGGUGUUUCCAACAACAUACAUGCCUCACACUUGCCCCAUCUGUCAGCAGGUCUGUUUCCAUGCGACCCUGCUCUAGAACGGCUGUGACGGCAGGAACACCCUCGAUAUCGUCCGCUUCGCUCCCCUUUUCCUGUCACGCGAAAAGGAAUUCGCGGAGCUGACACGCAGAAAGCUCGAACGACAGAGGUACUUCAAUUGAAAAUCGCACGCUUAAAACCCGCGAAAAGAAAGGCAGUAGGAGAAAAGAUCCUGCGACAGAGACGCAAAGAAACGACUGGUGUAGCUACGCUCCACCACGCAGUUUGCCCGCGACCCGACCACUCUUUUCCCGCACGCCGCACUUUCUCACCAACACCCGCCCUUGCCGACGGCGGGUCGGUUCCCAAAUUCCGUCCCUCCGAGUGACCCGACCGCUCCGGUUUAUGCUAUCGUGUGCAUCUCAAAAAUUCAUCGAAACGAACGGUUCUGUUCCCUGUUUUCGACGCGAAGGGUGUCGGCUGCCCGCGGCAGCGUCUGCUCCGACGUGGGAAGGUAACUGGCCUGCGAAUUUCUGCCCCUCUGUCUCCUAUAUCGCUGGUAUUCACCUCGUCUCUUCCCAAUCUACGAAGUGGACGAAACGCGUCCCGGCCCCCGCGGACAGACUACGGACGAAGCGGUCACGCGACCUCAGCUGGUGGAAACGCCACCCUGCGGAGCACCCGUACUCGGGAAACCCCCAAUAUUCCACGGCUUUCGACACAAAGUCCGUCCUGUCGGUAUCGGGGAGCACAGCGACCUCAAAAGGACGGUUAACAGAACUGUGACUGCCGACGCGAAUCGCUCACGAAGCAAUCCUCGUGGCCACACUAGCGACGCAUGCUUGGGUGCGCAGGCGAAGCACGAGGAACCCAGUCCCGCAUUGACAGGUUCCUCACGCCCACCUACGGAAGAGCUGCCGUUGUGCGGGAGCGAAUCAGCGGUGUAGAAACCGAGAAACCGUAAGCAGGAGAGAGUGGAAAUAGAAGAAGGGGAUUGCCGGAGCCGCUUACGCAGCGAUAGCAGCAGGAGCCACGAACCCGGCUGUGUGACCCUCCUGUACCGCCUAGCUGGCGGGAACAAAGGCUUCUUUCAGCGAGAAUCCCUCCCUGUAGGAAUCUUGAUGGAGACGUGUUCACCAGGGAUAGCGGGAGACUCUACAAGAAGUGUAGGGAGGUCCCGAAAGGAAGUCGCGCGGUACAGAGCCAGGUGUCCAUUUGUGCGAAGUUUAAAGUGGAAAAGGGGGUAAAAAAAAGACAAAAUAGACUAGAGCGACUGGUUGUGAGAAACAUGGGACACGAGAGCAACGAUUCUGCCCUCGAGGGUGAGUUACUGCCGCCGGUCCCGGCCGAUAUUUGCGACAGAGCGUGUCUACGGGUAGGUAUGACGCGUGGAGAGCGAUAACAGGGGACAUCCCGGGGAAGAAAUAGGAGUGAUUCCUACGGACUCCGUUGCUCUUUGUACGUUUGAGAGGGCGUGACGAUGGCGACGACGUGUGGGGCGCCAGCAGGUUGUGAGAUAGCGGCAUGAUAACAAAACGUUGCAAUCCCAAAGCGACGGAGCCGCGAAUGACUGCGAGACUUACGUUCGUUUCCUUUCUAGCAUGUAUCACUAUUUACCCGCACAAGCGGUGAACACCCCACCCACUAGCGAUCACAAAAAUAGAAAGUUGCUGGCAGUUCUUCAGUGCCGUGUUGCUCCGAACUGCGAAAGCAAUGCGUAUCAACAUGGGGCUGCUUUUGUUGUGUUGUUCCGUGCUGAAACCCGCGGGCUAGAGCUUGCGUUUCGAGUAACCCAUAUACGCUGGCUUCGCUGACGUUCUUAUCUCAGCUCACAUAUUACAUUUGACGGUAAACUCUUUAUCCCAACUGAAUCUUAUUCAAUAGCGAGGUGUAAUGAGCCGACAUCGAGGUGUAUAAACAAUCCGAGGAUUAGAACUGCAAAUAGUAUCUG
Molecule: messenger RNA, 3060 nt
Organism: Toxoplasma gondii ME49
Lineage: Eukaryota; Apicomplexa; Conoidasida; Eucoccidiorida; Sarcocystidae
Exons: 2
Coding region: 1515-1895 (126 amino acids)
Source: RefSeq, a predicted model, not a curated record